Molecule: messenger RNA, 1491 nt
Organism: Penicillium samsonianum
Lineage: Eukaryota; Fungi; Ascomycota; Eurotiomycetes; Eurotiales; Aspergillaceae
Product: putative MFS transporter
Exons: 3
Coding region: 1-1491 (496 amino acids)
Biological process (GO): transmembrane transport
Cellular component (GO): membrane
Molecular function (GO): transmembrane transporter activity
Source: RefSeq, a predicted model, not a curated record
AUGGCAAUCUUUUCUAAAACUAUGAAAUCACAUUCGGCUCCCACCAUGGAAGACAAAGAGUCUAACAAUGCUCAUGUUGAAGAUGUUGACUCCCUUAAAGUGGCAGAGGAGAAAGCUCAAGGGGAUUAUUCUGGGGCUACAGCCAAGAUUGACCCGGCGGAAAUCAAACUCGUGCGCAAAUUGGACUUGAGAAUCAUGCCCAUUCUGUGGGCAAUGUAUUUUCUGAACUAUAUCGAUCGCAAUGCUAUCGCUAAUGCACGUCUCAACAACCUCGAAGAGGAUCUUGGUCUUGUCGGAACACAGUACAACACCUGCAUCUCGAUAUUGUUUGUCGGGUAUCUCUUGAUGCAAAUCCCGUCGAACAUGAUCAUGUCCACAAAGAAGUUCCGACCAUCUCUAUACAUGAGCGGGUGCAUGGCAACAUGGGCUAUAGUCUCGGCUUGUACGGCUUUGACAAAAAGCUACAUCGGUCUUCUACUUGUUCGAUUCUUUCUGGGGGUCACUGAGGCUCCGUUUUAUCCGGGUGCGCUGUUCCUGCUGUCAGUCUUCUAUACGCGCAAGGAAAUUGCUCUGCGCAUUUCCAUCCUGUAUACUGGCAAUAUUGUUGCCACCGCUGUUGCUGGUCUGAUCGCAGCUGCAACUUUCGCGACUUUGGACCAGCACAUGAAUAUCAAAGGAUGGCAGUGGCUUUUCAUCAUUGAGGGCGCGGUUACGUUUGGUGUUGCCGGUCUCGGCAUUUUCAUGCUCCCAGAUCACCCACUCACAACACGAUGGCUGACCCCGGAAGAGCGCCAGCUUGCCCACGACCGCAUUCAAAGAGAUACAGUCAGCAGCGAGGAGUCGAAGGGUGCUCUCGCCGGCUUGAAGCAAGCCAUGGCCGACCCACGCGUGUACCUCUUGGCUUUUAUGCAGAACAUGCAUCUGAGCGCAUGUGGUUUCAACAACUUCUUCCCGACUGUCGUUGGAAGUCUCGGGUUUAGCAGCACAAUCACCUUGGUUUUGACAUGCCCUCCAUAUGUGUUCUCCGGAAUUUGCUGUAUCAUCGUUGGUAUCACCUCUGGUCGGUACAAUGAGCGGACAUGGCAUAUCACAUUAUCCAUGGGUGUCGCUGUUGUAGGAUUUAUUAUAUCCUGCGUGACGCUGAACAAAGGUGCAAGAUAUGUGGCUUGCUUCCUCUUUGCCAGCGGUGCAUACGCCGUCAAUUCAGUCAUUUUGGGCUGGGUGUCUGCUACACUGGGCCAGACUCCAGAGAAGAAAGCCGCUUCGAUUGGCUUUAUCAACGUUGUGGCCAAUGCGUCUUAUAUUUACACAGCCUACCUCUAUCCAAAGAGUGAUGGGCCUCGUUACUUGACUGGAAUGUCGGCCAACACGGCAUUUGGAAUUGCAACUAUUGGAAGUGCUUGGGCGUUGAGGUGGUGGCUGCAGAAUACAAACAAAAAGAUUAGCAGGGGUGCUCUGCCUGGUGCUGCCGAUGUUCGUUAUGCCUAUUGA